Molecule: messenger RNA, 2988 nt
Organism: Austrofundulus limnaeus
Lineage: Eukaryota; Metazoa; Chordata; Actinopteri; Cyprinodontiformes; Rivulidae
Gene: drd2a
Product: dopamine receptor D2a
Exons: 8
Coding region: 479-1882 (467 amino acids)
Biological process (GO): negative regulation of synaptic transmission, glutamatergic; regulation of potassium ion transport; negative regulation of voltage-gated calcium channel activity
Cellular component (GO): glutamatergic synapse; presynaptic membrane; plasma membrane
Molecular function (GO): dopamine neurotransmitter receptor activity, coupled via Gi/Go; G protein-coupled receptor activity
Source: RefSeq, a predicted model, not a curated record
UUUCCACACUUCUCUCCAGUCGCCGUGUCUCGUGCCUCCAUCAGAACCGAACGGGAACUCCGCUCCGUGCGUAAAGCUGCUGGACACCAGGAGGACGCGUCGCGCGCUUCCAGCUUCUCCUCCCACUACUUUUGUCAAAAGAGCGAAACCCAACAAAACCCGUCCGUUUGUAUUACCUACAAAGGCAAAGAAGGGAAACACGUCUUCAUUUUUAGGUGUAUUUGUUUGAGCGUACAUUUUGUGCGUUUUUUCCCCCUCUCCCUGUUUCAGCCUGAACUCAUGCCUCACAUCCGAGCUGCUGCGCCGAAACGAUUAUUUUUCUUUUAAUGGGUAAAAUAAUGCGCAAAGGAAAUAAAAAGGAUCCAGCGGGAGAGAACUGUGGACUCUUUUGGAUUUAAUCGUCGGUGUCUUUAAAACCAAGAUUCAAUCAAACUUAUGGCGUGAAGGGCCCCAUCUUGGCCUCCAUCACUCACAGCUAAUGGAUGUCUUUUCCCAGUAUGCCUACAAUGACAGUUUCUACGAAAAUGGAACAUGGAGCUUCAACGAAACGGAAAAGGAACAAAAGCACCCUUACAACUACUACGCUAUGCUUCUUACCCUGCUCAUCUUUGUCAUCGUCUUUGGCAACGUGCUGGUGUGCAUGGCUGUGUCCAGAGAAAAGGCUCUGCAGACAACCACCAACUACCUGAUUGUCAGCCUGGCUGUUGCUGAUCUACUGGUGGCUACACUGGUUAUGCCCUGGGUGGUCUACUUAGAGGUGGUGGGAGAGUGGCGCUUUAGCAAGAUCCACUGUGACAUCUUUGUCACUCUCGAUGUGAUGAUGUGUACAGCGAGCAUCCUCAAUCUUUGUGCCAUCAGCAUUGAUCGAUACACAGCAGUUGCGAUGCCAAUGCUGUACAACACACGUUACAGUUCCAAGAGACGAGUCACCGUGAUGAUCUCUGUGGUGUGGGUUCUCUCUUUUGCCAUUUCAUGUCCCCUGUUGUUCGGCCUAAAUAACACAGCUACUCGUGACGCGACUCUCUGCGUGAUCGCCAAUCCAGCCUUUGUGGUGUACUCCUCCAUCGUGUCCUUCUACGUGCCCUUCAUCAUCACUCUGCUGGUUUAUGUGCAAAUUUAUGUGGUCCUGAGGAAGCGCAGAAAACGUGUCAACACAAAACCAAAGCAGCGAGUUUUUCAAGCUGUUGACACGGAUGUAGCCACUUCACUAAAGGACAAGUGCACUCAUCCAGAGGAUGUGAGGUUGUGCACCAUGAUUGUUAAAUCUAACGGAAGUUUACCAGUCAAUAAGAAGAAAGUGAUAUUUAUCAAAGAUGUGGCCACCGAGGGGGAACACAUGGAGCUGGAUGAGCUGAACAACAGUGGCAACAGCCACAAGCAGAGGCAGCAGACACAGAGUGUUCUCGGAGACACUCCGGCCACCAGCCACCAGCAGCUAAUGCCUGACAAGGCCAACGCUAGUCCCUCGUCCACACCUCCCACACCCCCUGAGGAGAGCCACAAUGCAGAGAAGAACGGCGAGCCCAAGGAGGWCCUGUCUGAGCCAGCACCCAUUGUAGCCAAAUCCUUCCAGACACAGGCCUUACCUAAUGGCAAGACUCAGACUUCUGUCAAAAGCAUGAGUAAAAGGAAGAUCUCCCAACAGAAGGAGAAGAAAGCCACUCAGAUGUUAGCCAUCGUUCUUGGUGUAUUCAUCAUAUGUUGGCUGCCGUUUUUCAUCACACAUAUCUUGAACACCCAUUGCACCAAAUGCAAAGUCCCCGCUGAGAUGUAUAAUGCGUUCACCUGGCUGGGAUAUGUGAAUAGUGCUGUAAAUCCCAUCAUAUACACCACCUUUAAUAUUGAGUUCAGAAAGGCAUUCAUUAAGAUCCUGCACUGCUAAACCACUGCAUCUCUUACUAACCAGACUGAGGGAGAAGUGGGGGAAUAAAAAGGGUUUGGCCGUUUCUUCAGGCAAAUACCUCAUCCUGUUAAGGAAAAUGCACCACAUGGGAACAUUGCGAUUGGAUUUUUGAAUUUCAACAGAAAGCUACAAAAAAAUAAAAUAACCUGACAGUGUCUUCUUCUUGGAAGGCGUGUUGGCUCGGCGUGUGAGUUGUUCUGCUCUCCAGAUAACUGAAUGUAAAAAACAAAAAAAGUCUGUAACAAUGUGGAUGAAGGGCAAACAAAGAAAGGAAAAAAAAGAAACAUUGUUCUUCAAAAUCAUUGUGCUUGUUUCGUAUGGAGCCAUCUGUGUAUAACCACACACAUGCGAGUUGCAAACUGCUAUUCAUUGUGUGUCUACCUUAUGUUUCAAUGAUGGAAAAAAAAAUCUGCAAAUCCUAUAAAGACAUCACAUCAGUGUUCAUUGCAGUAUUACUAUAGAUAUGUCACUCUUACUCCUGAUUGGAAUGUGUAUUGAAGAAAAAAUGCUUUCUUUUCAAUGUGACAAUACCAGUAUCUACAUUUUUGCAAUUUUCUAAAUUAAUCUGACAUUAACAUUUUAUUUGCUGUAAUGUACAUAGUUUUGACAACAUUAACUGUGAUUAAAUGCCUGAAAUUGAAAUGUGAUGCAUGCUACACUGCUCCUCUUGUUGACUUUUCAUAAAAUAUAUGUUUAAAAAAGAGCAAAAUACGUCCAAUAAAUGAAAAUAAAAUACAUUGUUAAGUGCCACAUGAACAUCCCUGCUUAGUGCAUGUGUGCCAUGCAUACACCUGUUAGUUACCUGUCACCGAUUUGCAGUAAUGUUGGUGCUUAAAAAAGUGACUGCAUUGCUUCUGUGGAACAGUUUCACAGCAAACUAAUGGCCUAUAUGAGGAGUUUGCAGCUUCCAGAUAUAAUCAUUUGGAUGUGUGCGAGACCUGAAGCUGCUCCUGGGGGCCUGUAUGAGUAGAAAUGAGGUAAACUUGGCAAAGCUGAAAUAAAAGCCACAGUAAUAAAUCUCUGUGUGUUGUUCGGGGGGACAGAUAUUGCAGCGGAUUCAGUUCAACAUUAAAGACAUGAUUCAA